UCUGCGUUUCAUUGAAUUUCAUUGAUUUUCAAUGGGCAAAAAGAAAGCAAAGGAUCCGCAACAAACCCCUCAAAGCAAUGGACUCCGUUUCAUCUCUUUUAUUUUCAACACGCUCUUUGGCAACACGCUCUUUGCCACCGCUUCUCUAUUUUCCGAUUUCAACCCCUUUCGUAGAAAGCCUCAACAACAUGCUUCGGUUUCUUACCCAACCAUUCCCUCUCAAAGCCCUAACAAUGGCGGCUCCGGGAGCCACGAUUCCGGCGAAGAUAAAAAGAGGAAGAGGAAGAAUAACAAGGAGGAAAGACCCAUUCUUGAUUCGGAUUCCGUAACUGAAAGAAGAGUAAACUUCGGAGAAGAAGAGGAAAGGGGAAAAGGGAAGAAGGAGUGGGAGGAGAAGAAUAACAUAAUUUGGGUACGCAAACAAAAAAAAAAGGGCGAGGUUGUAAUCGAAGGUGAGGAGGGAAAGAUGAAGGAGAAGAAGAGGAAAAGGGAAGAGCUUGAGAAAGAGUGGGAGGAGAAGAAGUAUGGUGUGGUGGUGGAAGGAGAGGAAGAUGAAAAGGAAAGGUUUGGGAAUAAAACUCUUGAGAGCAAGAGGAAGAUGAUAUAUAACCCAGCUGAUAUGUUGGUUUCAAAGGAAGGUUAUGAUGACGAGGAUAAGCUUUUGAGGACUAUUUUAGUUGGGAAUUUGCCUCUCAAGUUGAAAAAGAAGACUUUGUUGAAGGAGUUUAAGAAAUUUGGUGAGGUUGAGUCUCUGGUGACUCGUUCUGUUCCAAUACAAGAUACCAAAAAACCUAGGAAGGGAGCCAUCCAUUCGAAGAAAAUAAAUGAUUCCGCUGAUAGUGUUCACGCAUACAUUGUUUUCAAGACAGAGGAAUCUGCUCAGGCUUCUUUGUCCCACAACAUGACUGUGGUUGAAGGAAAUCACAUUCGUGUUGAUAGGGCUUGCCCACCCCGCAAGAAACAUAAAGUGAAGAUUGCUUCGCUUUAUGAUAACAAGAGAACUGUUUUUGUGGGCAACCUCCCAUUUGAUGUUAAGGAUGAAGAACUAUAUCAGUUAUUUUGUGGUAUAUCCAACCUGGAAUCAAGUAUAGAAGCUGUUAGAGUCAUUAGAGAUCCUCAUCUUAAUGUUGGAAAGGGUAUUGCCUAUGUGCUGUUUAAAACAAGGGAAGCUGCUAAUUUUGCUGUUAAGAAACGGAACUUGAAGCUUCGAGACCGAAAGUUGAAAAUCUGUCAUGCGAGAAUCUGUCGUGCCAAAGCGGAUGCCACCCCAUCUAAAAGGCCAAACCCAUCACCAGCUCCUAGUACCCCUGCAAAGAAGUUGGCUGUGGCUUCACGAUCUCCUUCCAACAGUAAUAACAAGUCAAACAAAAAAACUAAUGCAUCUUAUCAAGGUCUGCGUGCAACCAAAUCUGAUAUCAACAAGAAAGUUCAUGGGAGAGAAAAACGAAAAGAGCGCAUGACGAAAAGGGCAGCAGUAGCUGCGAAAAAGGCUAAAGCAAAAUUGUUCAAGGAUGGUGGUACACCAAAACAAGCAGGGGUAAAACGCAAGCUUGAUAGGCGUACUCCAGAUAGCUCCCUACGAAAUAAGAAGGGUGGUACACCAAAACAAGCAGGGGUAAAACGCAAGCUUGAUAGUCGUACUCCAGAUAGCUCCCUACGAAAUAAGAAGGCCAAGAAGAAUAACAGAUAGCGUGUUCCUAAUGGUAUCAGGCCAAGAACGCCGGCCUUUAAGUUCAAUGAAACUGGAGUGCAGGCUUUCCCACAGAUGGUAUUUGAUCACUGGAAUAUGGUUCCAUCUGAUCCACUGGAACCUGGGACACCUGCUGCUGCAUAUGUUGCUGUGAUUCGGAAGAUGAAAGGCUUGAAGGAACAAAUGAUGCCUCUCUGAGUUCGAGGACAGGCUUUGAAGUAUCAAUAAGCCUUAAAUAAAACUAACGUUGUAUGUUUGUAAUUGUAGUUUUAUAUUUCAGUUUGCUACUUCUCUUGUUGUUAUCUUAAUGUCAAUUUCGGUAGUCUUCUAAUUUCUUUUCCGGAAAA
Gastrolobium bilobum is the source of this 2037-nucleotide messenger RNA. RefSeq names its product nucleolar protein 12-like. NCBI's taxonomy places the organism in Eukaryota, Viridiplantae, Streptophyta, Magnoliopsida, Fabales, Fabaceae. The transcript has 8 exons. Gene Ontology annotation, molecular function: RNA binding. The record is from RefSeq and is a predicted model, not a curated record. The coding region runs from base 32 to 1690 and encodes 552 amino acids.